Hepatospora eriocheir is the source of this 360-nucleotide messenger RNA. The record is from the annotation of a GenBank genome assembly. Lineage: Eukaryota; Fungi; Microsporidia; Hepatosporidae.
AUGUCUAAUAGUGAAGUAUUAAAUCAGAAUGAUGAAAGAACAUUUACAGUUAACUUUAAAAAUCAAGUAGAAGAUGGUUUAAUAACUAGUCAAUCUCUCAUUGAUUUUCUUAAAGAUAAAGUUAAGAUCAGAAACAGAAAAGAAGUAGCAAUGAAUGAAAUUGCAUAUGUUGAUAACGAAACCGGUAUUAACAUUGUAACGAAAAGAGAGAACCUUCAUAAGCAAAAUUUAAAGAAGUAUUUGCAGAGAUUCCUUAAAACUAAGGGUUAUGGUCAGUUUUGUAGAGUUUCUGGUGAUGGUAGUGAUUUGAUUGAAUUUCAAUACAGAAAUGUUCAACAGGAAGAAACUAAUGAACAAUAA